CCCCCGGCGCCGUCGCUGAGCGCCCCGCGGCCGCGGGUUCUCGGCCCUAGCCGGGCGCUCGGGCUCCAGCGCGGCCGGGGGGGCGGGGCGCCGGGCCCCUUCCGGGGAUGGGCCGCGGCGCCCGCGUCGGCCUCGCUCGGCCCCGGCUCCUCCCCGCUCGGGCGGGCGCUCGGCCGCGUCCCCGCCCGUCAGUCCGCCGGGCCCGGCCGGCCGCGCUCGGAGCUCGCAGGCCGCGGGGCCGGCGGCACCAUGUUCUCCCUCAAGCCGCCGCGACCCACCUUCAGGUCCUACCUGCUGCCGCCGCCGCAGCCCGAAGACAAGGUGAAUUCCGAACCGAAGAUCAAGAAGCUGGAGCCGGUGCUUCUGCCAGGAGAAAUUGUUGUCAAUGAAGUCAAUUUUGUGAGGAAAUGCAUCGCGACCGAGACGAGCCAGUACGAUCUGUGGGGGAAGCUGGUCUGCAGUAACUUCAGGAUCUCCUUCCUCACCGAUGACCCGAUGCCCUUCCAGAAAUUCCAGUACAGAAACCUCCUCCUCGGCGAGCACGAUGUCCCUCUGACCUGCAUCGAGCAGAUUGUUACAGUGAAUGACCACAAGAGGAAGCAGAAAGUCCUAGGCCCUAACCAGAAACUGAAAUUUAAUCCAACUGAGUUAAUUAUCUACUGUAAAGAUUUUAGAAUCGUCAGAUUUCGCUUUGAUGAAUCUGGUCCUGAAAGUGCCAAAAAGGUGUGCCUUGCAGUAGCUCAUUAUUCCCAGCCAGCAGAUCUCCAGCUACUCUUUGCAUUUGAAUAUGUUGGGAAAAAAUACCACAAUUCAGCCAACAGAAUGAACGGCGUUUCCUCGGGAGGCGGUGGCGGCCCCCACACCCCCCUGUUUGAGACCUAUUCAGACUGGGACCGCGAAGUCAAGAGAACGGGUGCGUCCGGGUGGCGCGUGUGCUCCAUCAAUGAGGGCUACAUGGUGUCCACCUGCUUGCCUGAGUACUUCGUGGUGCCAAGCUCCUUAGCAGACCAGGACCUCAAGAGCUUUGCCCACUCCUUCGUGGGAAGAAGGACGCCACUCUGGAGCUGGAGCCACGCCAACGGCAGCGCCCUGGUGCGGAUGGCCCUGAUCAAGGAUGCGCUGCAGCGGCGGAAGAUCGACCAGCGGAUUUGUAACGCGGUGACAAAGAGCCACCCCCAGAGGAGCGAUGUAUACAAGUCGGACCUGGACCAGGCCCUGCCCAGCAUCCAGGAUGUCCAGGCGGCCUUUGUGAGGUUGAAGCACCUAUGUGUCAACGAGCCUUUUGAAGAGACUGAGGAGAAGUGGUUUUCUUCACUGGAAAACACUCGGUGGUUAGAAUACGUGAGGACGUUCCUUAAACAUUCAGCAGAACUCGUGUACGUGCUCGAAGGCAGGCAUCUGUCCGUUGUCCUUCAAGAGGAGGAGGGGAGAGACUUGAGCUGUGUCGUGGCUUCUCUCAUCCAAGUGAUGCUGGAUCCUUAUUUCCGCACCAUCACCGGUUUCCAGAGUCUGAUCCAGAAGGAGUGGGUCAUGGCUGCGUAUCCGUUCCUCGACCGGUGCAACCACUUGAAGAGAUCGGAGAAAGAGUCCCCCCUGUUCCUGCUCUUCUUGGAUGCCGUGUGGCAGCUGCUGGAGCAGCAGCCCGCCGCCUUCGAGUUCUCGGAAACGUACCUAGCCGUGGUGCUGGACAGCUCCCGCCUCUCCCUGUUUGGCACUUUCCUCUUCAACUCGCCCCACCAGCGUGUGCAGCAGAGCACGGAAUUCGCCAUCAGUAAGAACAUCCAGCUGGGCCAUGAGAAGGGCCUGGAGUUCCCGUCGGUCUGGGACUGGUCACUGCAGUUCACAGCCAAGGACUGCAGCCUGUUCCACAACCCUGCCUACGUGGGCAAGCGCGCGCUCUGUGUGCACAAUGGCGCUGCCAAGGUCUUCAAGCGGACCAAGAAGAGCUACAGCUCCACACUGAGAGGGCUGCCGACCACCCUCAAGAACGGGCUCAUUAGUGACCCCGAGCCACUGGCACGGAGGAACUCACUGGUGCUUGGAGCGAGGCCGCUGCCACCACAGACCGACAUGGACAGGCCGAGCGGGGGUAUGGAGGCAUACUUCCGUGAGUGGUGCUCCAAGCCCGUGGACCUGCACGGCGUUCUCCUGCCACACCUCGCCGCCCCCCAUAUCAAACUCUGGAAGCUCUGCUACUUCCGCUGGGUUCCCGAGACGCAGAUCCACCUCGGGGGCUUCAUCACAGCCUUCCACAAGCUCUCCCUGCUGGCUGACGAGGUGGACAUGCUGGGCAGGACGCUGCGGCAGCCCUGCGCUGGCUCCCUGGAGCUGGGCUCAGCCGGCCAGGAGCAGAGCCACUUGUACUUCCGGGCCAGUGGUGCCCCCCAGGCCCUGGGGACGCCCGACUUCCUCUCCUCCUCCUUCCCCUUCUCUCCCAUCGGCAACUUCUGCCGACGCAGCAUCUUGGGGACGCCGCUGAGCAAGUUCCUGAGUGGCGCCAAGAUCUGGUUAUCAACUGAGACUCUUGCGAACGAAGACUGACUUGCGCCGCAUCCAGCGGGCGGGAGUGUUGGGAUUUGCACUAAUAUUUAAAAGGUCCGAUUAGGCUUCCUUGGGGCUGGAACUGCCAGCCCACAGUGUCCUGUCCGCUUCCUGUCUGCACUCCUGCGCCCCACUCUCUGCCACAAGCACGCGCACGGGGCUGUCUAGGGUCACUUGUCACUCCCCUAUUCCCUGAUGGGCCUUGGUCAGACUCAUCCCCCCAGAGCAGGCGCCGGGAGAGCUUAGAACACAAUGAGUGUCCUAGGACCAGACAAGCCUCCACAGCCGUCACGUGCUCUGCAGCCCAGGUUCCGAGGCCGUGCUUGUCAGCAGCCACUGUGCCCUGUCUGGGACCAUCCUCCACCACUGUCUGCAGCUCAGAAUGUGGCUGUUCCUGUGGAACAUACGCCCUUGACUUUCUAAUGCGUUCACUAUAAUACUAGGAACGCAAAAGUGCCUUUGACAGGAGCGCCCAUCUCUGAGCCAAUGCCAGAGUCAAAUGUGUGGGUUUUUUUUUUCCCUCUUAAAUCAGGGUGUUCAGGCGCCUAUUUCCAGAGAAGACAGACUUCACAGGAAGUGUGGCAGUAACCAGGGGUCCUCAGAACCACAUGCUGUCCUAACAGACCUGUAGGAGGUGGCACUGCUAUCUGGGCACAUGCUGGCAUAUUUGCCUGCUCCAUGCCAGCCCCUGGCAGCACUCCCAUUGUGUGGCCCUGCAGUGUGCACUUCUCAGAGGCACCGGGGCACCUGCACCCAGAUGGGCCCAGCUCCAGGGUGUUGCUGAGGAGAGCACCCAGGUGUUCUUGCAGGAAUGUAUGAGGAGGCUGAGAUGCAGGCAGGCGCGGCCUGGUCUCAGCUUCUUGUUUUCAGGGUGUUAUACCUGCAGCUCCCGUGCCCCACCCCCACACACCCCAUCCCAUGUCUGGAAGAUGGGGGGGUUCCUACUAGGCUCUUACACUGCCUCCUUUCAGCGCGGUCACAUCAGUUGCUUCCUUUUUCUAAAACAAGUUCGCCCAUGCUGUGCCUUUGUAUGUAAUGGGCUGUUUCUUUGCAUCAGUAAUGUCUGUGGACUUUGAGGGACAGAAGCCCCCAAACAGGCCCUUUGGAACAUCCCUUGCAUGAAUCCAAAGUUCUUGCCAACCUGUUGCCUUGAAGAGGACUUUUGGGGUUUCCAUGCAUGGCGUGAACCACCAACCAUUGUAAAGCCCUUGGUGGGAACCCAAGCCCUCAUAGGCCAGCAUUGCCCCCCAGGGACAGUCUGGACAGUCGUCUUCCUCGACCCUUCUUCGUGAAGCUGCUUUGUAUUAUUACAGAUUGUUGUAAAUUUGGUAUUUUAGGGGGAGGGGAAAAUCAUUUCCUUCUCAAAUAUUUUUCUCUCCUGAGACAUGACUUCAGCUUUUUUAAAUAAUUUUUUUUUUAAUGCACAAGAUCACAAAGAUCAGGUACUAUUAAUGCUGUUGGAAAGCAGCGAAGUGCAUCUUUUUGUUCAGUAAGCAUCUUUUGCCAGGCAGCUGCGCCUGCAUGAUCACCGUGUCAUGAGGUCACGGGCAUGGUGUGAAAGGUGGCAGUGCCAGGUGUGGCCAACCCUCCCGAGUGGGGCAGGGAUCCUGCAGGUGUGUGGUGUCAAGACUGGAGCGAGCACAGCAGGCUCUUCUGGUACACAGCCCGUCAAGGUUCCAUCCCUGGCACACCCUACGGUCUCCUGAGCCCCACGAGGAGCAGCCCCUGAGCACAGAGCCCAGAAUCAGCCCUGAGCAUCACUGGGUGUGGCUCCAAGCACAGGAGGAUGGCUCUUAAUGUUCUGGGGUGGAAGCCAGUUUUAAAAGCCCAGACACGCAGCUCCAAGUUCGCGUGAACAAAGCGAGGAAACUCGCGCAUCUACCCACUGCCUGCUGAGCAGGAGCUCUGGAGCCUGGACUGGAUGCAGAUGCACCUUUGUGCCUAAAGCGGACGGGCCCAUGGGGGGCACAGGCUGCAGGGGCCGCAGUGAGCAUUUGGGGAACUGCAGCCGCAAAUAAAAUCCCACAAGGGUUGCCUGUG
Molecule: messenger RNA, 4581 nt
Organism: Sorex araneus (European shrew)
Lineage: Eukaryota; Metazoa; Chordata; Mammalia; Eulipotyphla; Soricidae
Gene: MTMR10
Product: myotubularin related protein 10
Exons: 16
Coding region: 250-2541 (763 amino acids)
Source: RefSeq, a predicted model, not a curated record